Colletotrichum acutatum is the source of this 673-nucleotide messenger RNA. RefSeq lists its product as uncharacterized. Lineage: Eukaryota; Fungi; Ascomycota; Sordariomycetes; Glomerellales; Glomerellaceae. The record is from RefSeq and is a predicted model, not a curated record. The coding region runs from base 227 to 616 and encodes 129 amino acids. The transcript has a single exon.
AAUGUCACAUUGUACGCUGAACCACGCACAUGCACCUGCCAACAUGCAGGCCAUGUGGCUGUUCUACACCCACACCUCCUUGAAGUAGGCAUAUGCAGCCUGAUUCUCUAACUCUCAGUCGUUCCUUCAACUCACUACUUAGCUUGACUGGCUCUUGCACUUCCUCUCCCUAAAGCAUACACCAGUUGAUCCAAUCUCUCCUGCUCUUUGGCAUCAUCUUGAAACUAUGACUACGUCACUGACGGACUACCAAUGCCAGGCUCUUUCAGCAACCGACUCCAUACGUCUCUUCAGCAUCUCGCGAGAUGACAGUUAUCCCCACGGCCUCUGCCUCUCGCUCAAAGAGGUGAACUUGGAUGAUGAGCCAGUCUUUGCGGCGCUGUCCUACACCUGGCAGCUACCCAAGUACAGUAACAUUCAGGAUGCCCAAGAGCCUGGGCCGGGAAGGACAUUUGAAGUGAUCUGCGACGGCAAAGUGAUGCAGAUAUCUGAGAAUGUGUUCGACUUCCUCCGCACUAUCCUUGAUUUUCGUUGUCGAUCAACAGAUCAAUCAUCUUCAGCGACUCGCAAAUGUCCGCCCAAAGUUAGGUCCGCACUGGACACGAUGCCACUCUGAAUAGACGCAUUCUGCAUCGAUCAGGCCAACACAUGUUCCCGUUGGGCCACGUCAUGG